AUGUUAUUCUCCAAAGGAUUAGCUGCUCUUUUAUUGCUUGCUACAUCUUCAAAUGCCCUACCGGUGGAAGAACGUCAGGCCUGCUCUUCUCUGCAGCUCGUAUUUCUGGCCGGGACCAACGAGGAAGGAUUGGGCCUGGCUGGGGGUCCACUGUCGACGACGUUAGCCUCGGCAGUUAGUGGGACAACCACCUACUCCGUCCCUUAUGAUACCAGGGCCGAAUACGGUUCUACCGUUACAGCGGGCGCUAAAUCAACCGUCGACUAUAUUACUGCGCAAGCCGCACGCUGUCCCGAUCAGCGCUUUGUUCUUGGGGGGUACUCCAAAGGCGCAAUGGUGAUUCACAGUACAAGUCUCUCCAGUGCUCUCAAGAGCAAGGUUGCUGCCAUUGUCGUAUUUGGAGACCCAUACCGUAGUUUAAACAACAACUGGCCAAUCAAUUCACCUGUGGUCAACUCGAAUCCAAGAUCUGGCUUUACUAGCUCCCAGAACGUUGCUAGCUUCUGUAACAGUGGGGAUAUAGUCUGUAGGGGUGGUCUAAGUGUUCCGGCCCACCUUACUUAUGGAGAAGAUGGAAGCACCGAUAUCGCUGCCUCCUUCAUCAAGAACCAUGCGUAG
Rhizoctonia solani is the source of this 618-nucleotide messenger RNA. RefSeq names its product cutinase. Lineage: Eukaryota; Fungi; Basidiomycota; Agaricomycetes; Cantharellales; Ceratobasidiaceae. Bases 1 to 618 code for a protein of 205 amino acids. The transcript has 5 exons. The record is from RefSeq and is a predicted model, not a curated record. Gene Ontology annotation, molecular function: hydrolase activity.